AACGCGUGGAAUAACGACCAGUUCCUCCAUGUACUUGAGGAUGGCCAAAACAUUCUGCCAACAAUCCACGUCAACGACCUCGCUAAAAUCAUUCAAACGGUGAUUGAACUGCGGCCGACUAAACAUUACAUCAUUGCAAAGGAUGAUUCGCAAAAUACGCUGUACGAAAUCGUAAAAGCCAUCUCCAAGGCAUUGACGACAGGGAAAGUGAAAUCAAUUAGCCGUGAAGAAGCAUUUCUAUCUAAGGAUUUAACG
Molecule: messenger RNA, 255 nt
Organism: Dicrocoelium dendriticum
Lineage: Eukaryota; Metazoa; Platyhelminthes; Trematoda; Plagiorchiida; Dicrocoeliidae
Source: the annotation of a GenBank genome assembly